CGGGAGGGCGUACAUAUAUACAACACAGCCCGCACACGAGAAUAGCUGGUGUGGCACAGCGACCAAACAACCGGUUCACCCCCGCUGUCAACGCACCGCAGAGCUGCACGUUUACGGGCCCAGGUCGUGGUCGUUCACCGAGGAGGCACCAGUCACAAAGCGUCGGGGUUUUUAUUUCUUAUUUCAUCGGUUCUCUGGAGCGCUGCACCGAGCUAACCAGGCUGUAGCUGGAGAUGAGAAGGGGCCUGCUGCUUCUGGAUGCCCGCUAAGGUUACCGACAGGGCACGCCGCAGAACCGCACCGAGAGACUCCGCUCCAGCCUGUGAGCCCUCCGACAGCACCCUAAGGACCCGGGCUCUGCCGGUCGUGCGGGACCGAGACUUCACGCGAGUUCUGCGCGAGCUGGACAGACUAGCCAGCUAGCUCACGCUCGUGCAAGUUGACAUAAGACAGCAGCCAGUCAGGUCACACUACAGCCCCGCUGCAGCGAUGGGCUUACUGUCACAGGGGUCUCCGCUGAACUGGGAGGAAACCAAGAAGUAUGCCGACCACAUCAGAAAGCACGGCAUCAUCCAGUUCCUCAACAUCUACAACAAGUUGAAGGAACGUCAGAAAGAUGUGCUGAAGUGGGGCGACGAGGUUGAGUACAUGUUGCUGGAAUUGGAUGACAAGGAUGAAAAAGUUCGACUCGUCCUCAAUGGUGAAGAGGUUUUGGAAACUCUUCAAGAACAGGGUGAAAAGAUAAACCCAAAUCACCCCACACUUUGGAGACCAGAGUACGGCAGCUACAUGAUUGAGGGAACACCAGGGCAGCCGUACGGCGGGACGAUGUCGGAGUUCAACACUGUGGAGGGCAACAUGGGGAAGAGACGACGAGAGGCCUCAUCUGUCCUGAACCCGAAUGAAACCCUCUGCACCAUCACCUCAUUUCCAAGGUUAGGCUGCCCGGGUUUCACCAGACCGGAGCACCGGCCGACCCCUGUUGAAAAGGGAGUGUCGAAGUCACUGUUUUUCCCAGAUGAAGCCAUCAACAGCCACCCAAGAUUCAGCACCCUUACCAGAAACAUACGUCACAGAAGAGGAGAGAAAGUUGUGAUUAAUGUGCCAAUCUUCAAAGACAAGUGCACUCCGUCUCCAUUUGUGGAGGAGUUUCCUGAGGAUGAUGGUGAAGCAGCGAGGUCGGCUCUUCCUGAUCACAUCUACAUGGACGCCAUGGGCUUCGGGAUGGGCAACUGCUGUCUGCAGGUGACAUUCCAAGCUUGUAGCAUUGAUGAGGCAAGAUACCUUUAUGACCAACUAGCAACAUUCUGCCCCAUAGUGAUGGCGUUGAGCGCAGCCUCUCCCUUCUAUAGAGGCUUUGUGUCUGAUAAUGAUUGUCGCUGGGGAGUUAUUUCUGCCUCGGUGGACGACAGGACACUGGAAGAACGCGGGCUGAAGCCUUUGAAAAACAACAAAUACAGGAUCUUCAAGUCAAGAUAUGAUUCAAUUGACAGCUACCUGUCUAGCUGCGGUGAGAAGUACAAUGACAUUGACUUGACGAUAGACGAGGAGAUCUACAAGCAGCUGCUCGACGCAGGAAUUGACAAACUGAUGGCCCAACACAUAGCACAUCUCUUCAUCCGAGAUCCACUCUCUGUCUUCGAAGAAAAAAUCCACUUGGAUGAUGAAAACGAGUCUGACCACUUUGAGAACCUGCAGUCGACCAACUGGCAGACGAUGAGGUUCAAACCUCCACCUCCAAACUCUGAUAUCGGCUGGAGAGUUGAGUUCCGCCCCAUGGAGGUGCAGCUAACUGACUUUGAAAACGCUGCCUAUGUGGUCUUUGUCGUCCUGCUCACCAGAGUGAUCUUGUCAUAUAAACUGGACUUUUUGAUCCCUUUGUCAAAGGUGGAUGAAAACAUGAAGGUGGCACAGAAGAGAAACUCUGUCCAGGAGGGCAUGUUUUACUUCCGAAAGGACAUCUUCAAAGGCUGCAACCCGGGCCUCGAUGGCGCAGCCUCGGCUGAAAACGGCUUGGAGUGCGAUGGUGCUAAUGAGGAGUACACGCUGAUGAGUAUCGACACAAUCAUCAAUGGAAAGGAGGGAGUAUUUCAAGGGCUUAUCCCGAUCCUUAACUGCUAUCUGGAAAACAUGGAAGUGGAUGUGGACACCAGGUGCACCAUUUUGAAUUAUCUGAAGCUCAUCAAGAAACGUGCCUCAGGCGAGCUGAUGACGAUGGCCAAGUGGAUGAGGGAAUUUGUUGCCAAGCACCCGCAGUAUAAGCAGGACAGCGUCCUAACUGACAAGAUAAACUACGACCUGUUCAAGAAGUGCGACAGGAUUGCAAAGGGCGAAGAGCAGUGCCCAGAGCUCAUUGGAAACCCAGUGAACAGGUUCAAAUGAGAAAAGCUGAUAAGUGCACCGUCGUUAUACAAACUCCCAUGUAAAGAGACCAAAUGUGCGGCUCAGAACGAAAGCGGUCCAAUUUUAAGAGAAUGCAAAACUACAUGUGUGUUGUAAGAAACACACCUGCAUCAAAUGUAUGUGUAUAUAUACUGUAUCAGAUUUUUUAUGAUUACAGAAUUAUUUUAAUAGGGUUAAGACAUGCAAAAGGUUGUGUAAUAGAAAUCAGAUGUGUAUUUAUUUUUCUCUGGAAAUUAAGCCUAUCUGUGUGAAAUGUAAAUGUAGCAAAGAGUUGUACAGUAGUCUGCUUUUAAUCUUGUGUUCUAUAAAUACUGUACUUCAGCUCUUUAAAACAUUAACAUCACAAGCCUUUUUUUUUAUUAUUAUUCUGGGGAAAAGCUAUUCGCUUUUGGUAGAGACCUUUUCUUUUUUGCAUUUUAAGACAAAUGUUUGCUUUGAUCUGCUGACAUUGUAGUAGGACCUUGGAAUUAGUGUUGCAUGCAAGUGGAAAGGGUGAAACAUUGUUUGCAAUAUGAUGCUGCUUCAAAAUAAACCUGCACAACAGCUUGUUUGUCAGUCUUUU
Messenger RNA from Anoplopoma fimbria (sablefish), 2965 nucleotides. RefSeq names its product glutamate-cysteine ligase, catalytic subunit (gene gclc). NCBI's taxonomy places the organism in Eukaryota, Metazoa, Chordata, Actinopteri, Perciformes, Anoplopomatidae. Gene Ontology annotation, biological process: glutathione biosynthetic process. The record is from RefSeq and is a predicted model, not a curated record. Gene Ontology annotation, cellular component: glutamate-cysteine ligase complex. Gene Ontology annotation, molecular function: glutamate-cysteine ligase activity. Bases 490 to 2382 code for a protein of 630 amino acids. The transcript is spliced from 16 exons.